This is a messenger RNA of Brassica rapa (field mustard), 2388 nucleotides long. RefSeq names its product putative F-box/LRR-repeat/kelch-repeat protein At1g11620. The record is from RefSeq and is a predicted model, not a curated record. Gene Ontology annotation, molecular function: protein binding. NCBI's taxonomy places the organism in Eukaryota, Viridiplantae, Streptophyta, Magnoliopsida, Brassicales, Brassicaceae.
UGCACACAACAAUGAAGAACUAUUUCUUCUUACUAAUGCUUUAAAAGAAAAAGAGAAGAGAGAUUACAUUCAAGACAGCACCAGAGUUGGAAACUUGAGAGGAAGGGAUACAAUUAAUGGGUUUGCUUCUGUAAAGAAUUCUGCAAAGUCAAUGGAAGCUUUUCCUAGAAAAGCCAAUUUCGAAGAACCCUAAAACAAAUUUUGGAGAAAGAAAGCCUUGUUGUAGCCUUCCCGAUUUGAAAGCCAUUUUCUGAGGUGCUUAUACGGUUUUCAAUAUUUUGGCUAGGGGAAGAGAAUGUGAAUAUGGGUAUAAAUAAGUGAAAAGGGGAGGGAUUUUGGUAUGAAAUAGACCUAAGUCAAUUGAUAACAUUGCCAUAUGUGUAUAAGAAAAUGUUCAUUUUCUAUCAAAUAGUUUAAUAUCUUAAAUUACAAUGCUUAGUUUCAUGUGUGUUUCGGAAAUAUUAUUAUCCGAGUAAGUGUUCGUUUUUAAACUUUGAUUAUGGUUCUUGUAGGAAAUAAGAAAGUUUAUAAAGCAAAAAAAAGAACAAAAAAGUUUAUAAAGCUUGAGGUCUGCUAUUAUAUGAUAGUUUAAUGAUGCGAUCUAUGAAUCUUAGUGUGAAAAUAGUUAUGAGCAUUAGUUGGGCUUUAAAAACUUUGAUUUGAGAAAAUCACUGGACUGAUAGGUUAGUUUAAAAGUUGUCGUGUUUUGCUGUAAAGAAUAGAAAUUUUCUCAAAAAGUUGUCGUGUUUUGCUUUUGUGUUGACAAUAAAGAAUAUAAAUUUUCUCAAAAAAAAAAAGAAAACACAGAGAAUAGGAAACUAUCAAUAACUUAAAUAUAGAAACUUUAUUUAUCCAAGUUUCGUAUUAUUUUUUAGAUUUCCAAUUUCUAGUUUAUCGUCAUCUAUCAUAUAUAUAUGUAUGUUACGGUUAUAAAACAUUGUUAGCAUCUUACCUCUCUUUUGACAACCAGGUUCCACGACAAUGGCACUGAAGCUACCAUAUGAUUUGGAAGAGGAAAUUCUCGCCAGAGUUCCAUGGAAAUAUCUUGCAACGUUGAGAUGUGUAUGUAAGCUUUGGAAUAGUCUUAUUUUGGAGGAGAGACUCAACAAGAAGAACUUGUCGUUUCACAUGCAUAGCUAUAGCGGUGAACAUCGGUUUAUACUCACCGACCAUGGUGGUCCUAAGAUCUCUGCCGUGGGCAUUGAGAAGCAGCAAAACAACGUGGACGAUCCUCCGUCUUUGAUCGUCGAAGACUUUACCCUUAGAAAAGUCCGACGACGCGAGGCAAUUAAAUUGUACAGGGCUGUUCAUUGCGAUGGUCUGUUGUUGUGUGUCAUGGAAAACCAGCUUCUAGUUUGGAACCCCUUACUGAAGGAAACGACUUGGAUCAAAUGCGGUAGCGACUUUCACCAACGUGAUGAUGCCUACAGCCUUGGAUACCUCAGCCAUUGUGAUUUCAGGAUCUUAAGGUUUCGGUGUGCUAGUAAUUCGAGAAAUAGACCUUCAAGAGUCGAGGUCUGUGAAGUUGCAUCCAAGACAUGGAAGGUUAUAGAUAACAUCAGUUUUGAUUGGUUCCUUAGUGUGCCAUUGUCGAUCCUGUCUCUGAGAGGAACUCCUUAUUGUAUUGGUCUUCGAGAAGACCAUACAGCUUUCGUACAAAGCUAUGACUUUUACAAAGAGAGUUUUCAGCCCAUAGAUGACCUGCCAUUCAGCUAUGAUGAGAUGAAUCCUAUUGCACUAGAGAUUUAUAAAGGAGAUAGGCUUUCGGUGUUGGAGCAAUGUCACAAAACAAGGAAGAUAUGCAUAUGGGUGAAGCAUUGGCUCAUGCUUACUUCUUGGACCAAAUUAUUGGUCGUGGACAUACCAGAGUUUCCGCUGUUAUAUCCACGUCCCACCCUCCUUUCUACGAAUUAUUAUUUCGACAAAAACGAUAGACUCGUCAUAACUUAUAAGCACAUUGGCAUGAAGGGACUGUCUAUUAUCAGAGUCGUCAACGACAAGGAGUUCCAAGUAAUUAAAGCUAAUGGAUCGGAAAUUCGUUUCCCUUUUUUAUGCAGCUACGUUCCAAGCUUGGUUAGGCUUCCAGGGUUUUGGAAGCAAGACACCAGUCGGAUUCGUUGGAGAAAACGUAGAUUCAACUAGUUUAUGUUUAAGUAUAUAUAUUAUAUAAUAUAUAUUUGUUCUUUUUCGAAAGAGUGUUGAAUUUAUUCAAGCAAAAAAUACCUAUUAUAAUAAACUAGUGCAGUUUUAAUCUAGCACUUAGCACUAGAUGAUAAUCCGUACGCAUGCAUCUGAUGAAUUUUUUUAUAAUAAUGUUUUUUGUUAAAUGGUUUUAACAUUUUGCAACACUAUUGUAAAAUGAAGAAUACAAAUGUUAGUCUCUUAUAU